CCAGCAGAAUACAAGGUUUUGCUGGACGGAACGUAGGCAGCAGGGAGGGCAGCACUGAGCAUGCAAUGAAAGGGAGAAUUGCAUAGUCAGUCAGGCACAAAAAAGUUCACUCCUAAAAGUUUUCUUCCCUUUCCAUAACUUCCUCAGAAGGCUGCGCUGGGCAGUUCCAUUGUGACCGCUUACAGACUAAGCCAAGGUCCCUGCCUAGAACAUUAAAUCACCUGCCGGAAAGGCCAGUUCUAAAGUGUACCUUUAAUCAACAACAGGGCCAUCAGAGCUCCUCGUGAGCCCGCUGCAGGUGCAAGACUACGUAGCACGAGUAUCCCCCUAACAAAACGUUUGACUGCCACAGCGCCUUAGGCAGCAGUCGGUAACUUCUGCUGCUGCUGAUGAGCACAGCUGCUUUUCAUUGGAACGACUGCAAUCUGUGAAGAAAAAGUGAUACCAAAGGACAGUGAAAUAACUUGACACCUGGAUGACUGGAAACAGCACACUUAAGGGUGCCAUAAUGCCUCACAGAAAAGAUGCUGAAAAUGCAGUGGAAUUGCUUAAUAAAUAUCAGUCCAGGUUAACUGCUCCAGAAGACCAACAGCUUAAAACUUCUAUUGGUAAAGUCUCAAGUGUCUUCCAGAGUGACCUUUUCCAGGCAUUACAAGAUAUUUUGGAAUGUUAUGAUGGAUUCUUGUCUGUCUACACAAAAGAUGAGCAGCAGACAGAAAAAGAAGAAAAAGAAGUCCAAAAGAAUCAGCAGGAGGAAGUGAACUGGAAUUCUACAACUAGAUUGGAUGAAGAGGACUGUGCAGUGGAGAAAUGUAAAUAUAAGUAUGAAGACAGCCUCAUUUCAGAGGAGAAGUUAACAGAGGAGUCUAAGCUGUAUCCAACACAGAAUGGAGAUCCACAGCUGAUACGAGUGAGAAAAUGGAGCACAGAGCAGAAAGCCACUGUUUAUUGUUUAGUUUCACAACUACGUAGCGCUGUUCCAAAGGCGAACCCUCCUCCCAUUCUCGUGAAUGCAGACUCUCUUGAAGGAGUUCCUUAUGUAAACGGCAGUGAUGGGAUGUACAAAUAUGAAGAAAUUGUCCUGGAAAGGGGCAAUUCUGGUUUGGGCUUCAGCAUCGCUGGAGGAAUUGAUAACCCUCAUGUUCCAGAUGACCCUGGGAUCUUCAUCACCAAAAUCAUUCCUGGUGGGGCUGCAGCUAUGGAUGGCAGACUUUGUGUCAAUGACUGUGUGCUGAGAGUGAAUGAAGUAGAUGUAUCUGAAGUUGUGCACAGUCGAGCAGUAGAGGCACUGAAAGAAGCAGGACCAGUUGUAAGACUGUUAGUGCGACGGAGACAGCCCCCACCUGAGACAAUCAUUGAAGUGAACCUGAUGAAGGGACCAAAGGGAUUGGGCUUUAGUAUUGCAGGGGGCAUUGGUAACCAACACAUUCCAGGUGACAACAGUAUCUACAUCACCAAAAUCAUUGAAGGGGGUGCAGCACAAAAAGAUGGAAGACUCCAAACAGGAGACAGACUAUUAGCUGUGAAUAAUAUAAACCUAAUGGAAGUGCGGCAUGAGGAGGCAGUUGCAGCACUGAAGAAUACCUCAGACAUGGUGUACCUGAAAGUAGCCAAACCUGGCCCAGUUCAUCCGAAUGACAUGUAUGCUCCACCCGACUAUGCCAGCACAUUUUCACCAAUGGCUGAUAACCAUGUUAGCCAUAACUCCAAUGUAGGUUUUAUUGGUGGAGUUGACAACAAACCAUCCUAUCCUCCACCUCCACAGGUGACACCCUCUAGAUAUUCUCCAAUUCCUCGACAUAUGAUGGGGGAUGAUGAUUUCACGAGGCCUGAACCUGUAUACAGUGUGGUGAACAGACACAACGCAGAUAAUAAACCUCCACCUCCUCCUUCCCCUAAAAUGUACAGCAAUGUAUCCCGGGAUGGGGGUUCAAGCCCUGUCCCCCCACGUAGAGGCUACCGCAGUUGGGGUUUGGAUGGUGACAUAAGCAGGGAACCACGGAAGAUCAUCCUGCACAAAGGUUCAACAGGGCUAGGGUUCAAUAUUGUUGGUGGAGAAGAUGGAGAAGGAAUCUUUGUCUCGUUUAUACUUGCUGGAGGGCCUGCAGACCUCAGUGGAGAACUACGGAGAGGAGACCGCAUCUUAUCUGUGAAUGGAGUUAAUCUUCGAAGUGCGACACAUGAGCAGGCAGCAGCAGCACUGAAGCGAGCAGGGCAGACCGUCACAAUUGUGGCACAGUAUCAGCCUGAAGAGUAUAGUCGCUUUGAAUCAAAAAUUCACGACCUCCGUGAGCAGAUGAUGAACAGCAGUAUGAGUUCAGGAUCUGGAUCACUUCGGACAAGUGAAAAGAGGUCUCUCUAUGUCCGAGCUCUGUUCGAUUAUGAUCGGACACGAGACAGCUGUCUUCCAAGUCAGGGUUUGAGUUUUUCUUAUGGCGACAUUCUACAUGUCAUUAAUGCAUCAGAUGAUGAGUGGUGGCAAGCACGCCUGGUAACACCUCAUGGAGAAAGCGAGCAAAUAGGAGUUAUUCCUAGUAAGAAACGUGUUGAAAAGAAAGAGCGAGCAAGGUUAAAAACUGUGAAGUUUCAUGCAAGAACAGGAAUGAUAGACUCCAACAGGUCAGUCAAAACAAGGCGUAAAAAGAGCUUCCUCCUCUCUCGAAAGUUCCCGUUUUACAAGAGCAAGGAAAACAUUGUACAGGAUGGCAUCGGCCAGGACCAAGGUGUGACAUCUAACACAAGCGACAGUGAAAGCAGCUCAAAAGGCCAAGAGGACACAAUUUUAUCGUAUGAGCCAGUUAUACGUCAAGAAAUACACUAUACCAGACCAGUUAUUAUCCUAGGACCUUUAAAAGAUCGAGUAAAUGAUGAUCUUAUCUCAGAAUUUCCACACAAAUUUGGAUCUUGUGUGCCACACACUACUAGGCCACGAAGAGAAACCGAGGUUGAUGGCCAAGAUUAUCACUUUGUUACUUCUCGAGAACAGAUGGAAAAGGAUAUCCAAGAUAACAAAUUUAUCGAGGCAGGGCAGUUUAACGACAAUCUAUAUGGGACGAGCAUUCAGUCUGUGCGGACAGUUGCUGAAAGAGUAAGUACACACUGA
Molecule: messenger RNA, 3103 nt
Organism: Protopterus annectens (West African lungfish)
Lineage: Eukaryota; Metazoa; Chordata; Ceratodontiformes; Protopteridae
Gene: DLG3
Product: discs large MAGUK scaffold protein 3
Exons: 22
Coding region: 476-3103 (875 amino acids)
Biological process (GO): chemical synaptic transmission
Cellular component (GO): postsynaptic density membrane; neuromuscular junction; neuron projection
Molecular function (GO): kinase binding
Source: RefSeq, a predicted model, not a curated record